ACCACUAAUUUAACCUAGUUUUUUUUUCUUAAUUAGUGAAAAGUUUUAGGACGACAUUUAGAUAAAUUGUAAGUUAAGUGGACCGCCAGAUUGGGCCGACGUCAUCCAAUCCCAUCUAAAGAUGCGACCAGUAUUCGCAUUCCUGCUCCUGGCGCUGCUGUGCUUUGCCAGCACAAAGUCGGAGAGUGAUUUCGAAGAAGACGACAGCGAUGAUUUUGCCGAAUUCGACGACGGCAAUUUCUAUGCGGAGCCAGCGGCCAAGAACGCGGACUCCUUCACCGGAGGAGCAGGAGCCAGCCACGGGGAGUCCCGGGAGGAUGCGCCGGCCAAGGAGCCGCGCAAGCCAGCACAAAAUGUGGACAGCGACGAGGAGGACGGACUCGUGGAGGAUGACGACGAAUUCGAGCACUUCCAGGACGAGGAAGAGUUCGAGGGCUACGAUGGCGGAGACUCCAAGGACCCGCCCAUCGACCAGAAAGUUGAGCCCAAACUCAACAUACCCAACAUCCCGCUGCACUUCCGCACCCACUGGGACUCCUACUGGAUGGAGAUGCUCAUGGUGGCCGGCCUGCUGGCCUACUUUGCCAACUUCUUUGCAGGAAAGGCCAAGAACGCACGCUUAGCGCAGCUCUGGUUCAGUACGCACAGAGCCCUGCUGGACGAGAACUUCGCUCUGGUGGGCGACGAUGGCAAGGCGGAGAACGAGAAUCCCGGACUGAUCAAGGAGAGCGAGAGUCUGUACACCUUGUGGUGCUCCGGCAGGACCUGCUGCGAGGGCAUGCUCGUUGAGCUUAAGAUGAUCAAGCGACAGGAUCUGGUGUCCCUGGUGGCGGGAUUGAUGCGACCCCAGCUCGAUCAGGCCCACAUCAAAAUUGAACUCACACGCGGCGUAAUGGAUGCAUUUGUAUUUGCAGUCGGUACCAAAAAGACCAUAACCAAGGUGUUUAAGGAGUACACAGAUCUGAGCAAGUUCUGUAGUCUAGUCGGCAAGCCGGAGGAUCGCUACAAUGUGCCCACCGGCUUUGGCGUGCUCUCCGAAGUGCCAGAGGCCACGUCCGCCAUACUCGAGUCACGUGUUAUUACUGCACUUAACAAGUACCAAAGCUAUAUCGAUUACCUGCACAUUUCGGACCAGUUCAGUGGGCCCAUCCAGCAGGAGGAGGGCGGCACUUUGAAGCAGCCCGAGACCAAAGCCGUUCUCCUCGCCGGCUUCAAUCUGCCCAAGCACGCCGAAAUGGAAACCAUUAAACCGUUGUUAUUGUUGAUCUUUUAUUUGAUGGAGCGCCUGAAGACCUAUCGCAUGUCCAAGGAGGGCAAAGCCAAGUCCGACAAAAAUCGCCAGCGCGUGGAGGAGGAGUUCUUGAAGAGCACCCAUGCCGCUCGGGCCGAAGCUGCUGCUCAGCGCCGCGAGGACAAGCGCAAGCAGGAGAAGGAGCGCAUUCUGGCCGACGAGGACCCGGAGAAGCAGCGCCGUUGGGAGGCCAAGGAGCAGAAGCGGCAGGCCAAGAGGAAUGCGCCCAAGAUGAAGAGACUGGCCGUUAAGUCCCUGUAGAUUUGCCUCUAGUGUGCCAUUAACCGCAAGCAGCGCUCUUCCUUAAUGUACACAAACCGACCAUUUGUAGUUGUUCCUCUCAAAUGCCAGAAUAAAGCAAUAUCUAUUUGUUUCCUAUGGAGCGCCAAAACAAAA
Molecule: messenger RNA, 1687 nt
Organism: Drosophila biarmipes
Lineage: Eukaryota; Metazoa; Arthropoda; Insecta; Diptera; Drosophilidae
Product: PAT complex subunit CCDC47
Exons: 4
Coding region: 122-1552 (476 amino acids)
Biological process (GO): endoplasmic reticulum calcium ion homeostasis
Cellular component (GO): endoplasmic reticulum
Molecular function (GO): calcium ion binding
Source: RefSeq, a predicted model, not a curated record